Messenger RNA from Clupea harengus (Atlantic herring), 1113 nucleotides. RefSeq names its product keratin, type I cytoskeletal 18-like. Gene Ontology annotation, molecular function: structural molecule activity. The record is from RefSeq and is a predicted model, not a curated record. Gene Ontology annotation, cellular component: cytoskeleton. NCBI's taxonomy places the organism in Eukaryota, Metazoa, Chordata, Actinopteri, Clupeiformes, Clupeidae.
UCACUUCCAUCCUUAAGCAGACAGGUUGCAAUGUCUCGUACUAGCUCCGCAAGUAUGUUCGGUGGGGCCGGGGGAAGAGACUCCCGGGCUUCUGUGUCCACUCUGAGGGGUCUCCGGAGCGCUCUGCGCCCCGACUCCCGAAGAGAUGGCGACAACUAUGCCUCGACCCCCGCCGAUGACAAGCAGACCAUGAAGGGCCUGAACAAUCGUCUGUCCGGCUACCUGGGUCGGGUGCGGCAGCUGGAGAAGUCCAAUGACGAUCUGGAGGACAAGAUCAUAGACAUUUUGAAGAGGAGAGGAAAGACCACCGAUCAUGACUGGAAGGAGAUUGAGAAACCUCUGGUUGAUCUUAAGAAGCAGGUGCGCCAAAAGACCUUGGAGAAUGCUCGUCUUAUUCUGCAGAUUGACAACAGCAAACUGGCAAACGAAGAUUUCAAAAACAAGAUGGAAACUGAGCUGCUUGUGCGUCAGCAUGUGGAGCGGGACCUUUCCGACCUGCGCAAAGUCAUCGAUGACACCCAGCUGUCUAAGAUGCAGCUGGAGAGUCAGAUCGAGGCCGUCAAAGAGGAACUGGCUUAUCUCAAGAAGGAUCACCAUGAAGAUGUGAUGGCGCUGCGUCAGAAAGUAAAGGAGUCUGACGUUACCGUGGAGAUGGACUCACCUGACUCUACCCUGGCUGACACCCUCAACAAGAUCCGCGGGCAGUAUGAAUCGGUUGCCGUGAAAAACCGCGACGAGACUGACACCUGGUACAAUAAGAAGUUUGAUAACAUCAAGGUUGAAGUGGCAAAAAAUACAGAGAGUCUCCAGUCCAACAAGAAUGAGCUAAAUGACCUGCGUCGCCAAAAACAGCUCCUGGAGAUUGAUGUGCAGUCUAUGAACAGUAUGCACAUCUCUCUGGAGGAGACCAUCCAGGACACAGAGGGCCGUUACGGCCGUGAGCUGGCCCGCCUCAACCGCCUGCUGCAGCAGCUGGAGAGCGACCUGGGCCAGGUCAGGGACCAGGUGGAGCGGCAGUCUGAAGACUACCAGGCACUGCUCAGCGUCAAGAUGAAGCUGGAGGCUGAGAUUGAGAGCUACCGCAGCCUACUGGAGGGCAUCGACGACGAGUGA